Closterium sp. NIES-67 is the source of this 1772-nucleotide messenger RNA. The record is from the annotation of a GenBank genome assembly. Lineage: Eukaryota; Viridiplantae; Streptophyta; Zygnematophyceae; Desmidiales; Closteriaceae.
CAUGCAAGCACAGAGGUGCAUCCAGCCGACGGGGCUAGACUAAAUGAUGACUGAGCAGCUCGCCUGACUUGACACUUCAUAGUAGGCUGAUCCUUGUUACUAGCUCCUCGUAGGCCGUCUACUUGUCAAAAGCCAUUCGUCGGCGCCUCUUUCCCCGGAAACUCCAUUCCCACACGCCCAGUUCUCAGUGCUCAUUCUCUGCGCUUUGGGUUCUCGAUUGCUCGCUCCACAAGCGAACUCCGACCUGUCCUUGGAGUGGCUCUGCGAAGCAGCCUGGCGAUUUCGCCUUCGCCGUGUUACACUCUGUCAGCCCGUUGGCGCACUCGCCAGGAUGUUGUGGGUAGACAAGCACCGACCAGCCACGCUGGACAAAAUCACUGUUCACCGCGACACGGCGCUUCAGUUAAAGCAGCUGGUCCAAGCGGGCGACUGCCCCCAUCUGCUGCUGUUCGGUCCGUCCGGUGCGGGCAAGAAGACUCUCGUCCUGGCGCUGCUGCGUGAGAUGUUCGGACCCGGCGCGGAUAAGGUGAAGGUGGAGAACAAGCCGUGGAAGAUUGAGGCGGGCACACGAAAGCUAGAGGUGGAGCUGACGACAGUGGCGAGCAACCACCACGUGGAGCUGAGUCCGAGUGAUGCGGGGUUCCAGGACCGGUACGUGGUGCAGGAGGUGAUCAAGGAGAUGGCGCGCAACCGCCCCAUCGACAGCAAGGGCAACCGAAGCUUCAAGGUCCUGGUGCUGAACGAGGUGGAUCACUUGAGCAGGGAGGCGCAGCAUGCUCUGCGGCGCACCAUGGAGCGAUACACCGCCGCCUGCCGCAUCGUCAUGUGCUGCUCGUCCGCGUCUCAGGUCACAGAGGCUCUUCGCUCGCGAUGCCUCAACCUCCGCAUCGCUGCGCCCUCCCACGACCAGAUCGUGGACGUGCUGCAGGAGGUGGCAUCCAAGGAGGGCGUCACCCUGCCGCCAGUGCUGGCAGGGCGGGUGGCAGUGAGCAGCCAGCGCAACCUACGCAAGGCCAUCCUCUCCCUAGAAGCAGCCAGGGCCGCGCACUACCCGUUGAGCGACAACCAGCCAGUGCAGCAGAACGACUGGGAGCUCUGUGUGGCUGAAAUCGCUGCUGACAUCAUCAGCGAGCAGAGCCCCAGACGGUUGUUUCAGAUCCGAGCCAAGUUCUACGAUCUUCUCAUCAACUGCAUCCCCCCCCACCUCAUCAUCAAGCGGCUGACGGUGGAGCUGAUGCGCAAGAUGGAUGCGGAGCUCAAGCACGAGGUCUGCCACUGGGCCGCCUUCUAUGAGCAUCGGUUGCAUCUGGGACAGAAGUCGAUAUUCCACCUUGAAGCCUUUGCUGCCAAGGUCAUGGCGAUCUAUAAGGAGUUCCUCGUUACUGCGUUUGGUUGAUGUAUAGGUUUCGCUGGUUAGCAUCUGGCAUACUGGCAUCUGCAUCUGGUUUAGCUGGUUCAUACUGGCAUCUGCUUGAUUGGGGAGGCAAACAAGGAUGCAAACAAAUGACUGGGUGAAGGCUCAUGCUCAGGCCCCCAAAUUGGUUUUGGAGCAUCAGCUCCACUGUCAGCAUACAGACUUGCCUCCCAUCCCUUGGUAUGGCCAUCAGACUCGCCUCUGAAAAAAAGUAUGAAAAAUCAGAGUAACAAUUCUUAAAGAAGCUUAGGACACUAACUAAACUUAGGAACCUAGCUUAGCUAGGAAGGAAGGAAGGCCGCCAUGGAAUGCCGUGAGGAAAGUAGAUCUAGGAGCGUGAGGAGAAAAGUUGACGAGA